UUUGGGGAUGCAUUCAGUGCUUCAGUUCAACAUGUUAGGUUGCCAUCAAGUAAUGGUAGUGGGGCUCAGGUUGAUUCUUCUAUACAGAAAGAGCCACGUUCUGCUGCUUAUAUGGGUGAUCAGAAACUUCUGUCUCCACCAAAUGGGAGUUUGGGUAUUCCAAAUCCUAGAAAACUGGGAACCAGCGUUGGUGGUUAUUAUGGGGGUCCUCCCGGCAUGGGUGUGAUGGCGCAAUUUCCAGUGUCGCCUAUUUCUAGUCCAGUGUUGCCAUCAUCACCAGUUGGUGGAACAACUCAUCCAGGUCGGCGAAAUGAUCUAAGGUAUCCUCAGGGUUCACAUAGAAAUACAGGUAUUUAUCCUGGAUGGCAAGGGCAGAGAGGAGUAAACAUCUUUGAUGACCCCAAGAGGCAUUCAUUUCUUGAAGAACUGAAAUCCAGCAAUGCGCAAAAGUUUGAGCUCUCGGACAUAGCGGGGCGUAUAGUAGAAUUCAGUGUGGAUCAACAUGGGAGUCGAUUUAUUCAGCAGAAGCUGGAACACUGCAGUGUUGAAGACAAGGUUUCCGUUUUUAAAGAAGUUCUUCCACAUGCUUCAAAAUUAAUGACUGAUGUUUUUGGGAAUUACGUUAUUCAAAAGUUUUUUGAGCAUGGAAGUCCUGAGCAGAGGAAAGAGCUUGCAGACAAACUUGUUGGCCAGAUGCUGCCUUUAAGUUUGCAGAUGUAUGGUUGCCGUGUGAUACAGAAGGCCCUUGAAGUCAUUGAGCUUGAUCAGAAAACACGAUUAGUGCUUGAGCUUGAUGGGCAUGUCAUGAGAUGUGUACGUGACCAGAAUGGGAAUCAUGUGAUACAGAAGUGUAUAGAAUGUGUACCUACAGAAAGAAUUGGAUUUAUUAUUUCUGCUUUUCGAGGUCAAGUUGCCAUGCUUUCUACACAUCCAUAUGGUUGUCGUGUUAUUCAGAGAGUUUUGGAGCAUUGUUCAGAUGAACAACAAGGUCAAUGUAUAGUGGAUGAAAUUUUGGAAUCUGCUUAUGUUCUUGCUCAGGACCAGUAUGGGAACUAUGUUACCCAGCAUGUUCUGGAGAGGGGAAAAUCCAAUGAAAGAAGCCAAAUUAUCAGCAAGGUGGCUGGAAAAAUUGUACAGUUGAGUCAGCAUAAAUAUGCAUCAAAUGUUGUUGAGAAGUGUUUGGAGUAUGGUGAUGCUGCUGAGCGGGAGCUAUUGAUUGAGGAGAUUAUUGGGCAAUCUGAAGAAAAUGACAAUUUACUGAUAAUGAUGAAGGACCAAUUUGCUAACUAUGUGGUGCAGAAGAUUCUUGAAAAAUGUAGUGAUAAACAACGGGUAGCAUUGAUCAAUCAGAUAAAGGUUCAUUGCCAGGCUCUGAAGAAAUACACUUAUGGGAAGCACAUAGUUGCUCGGUUUGAACAACUUUAUGGUGAAGAGUAUUUUGUCCAUUCCUGAAUGAUACCAAGAUCAUUAUAGAUAUUCUUGAAAUCACGAGAAGACUUACCUUGAAGCUUAUAAUAUUUAU
Molecule: messenger RNA, 1522 nt
Organism: Pistacia vera
Lineage: Eukaryota; Viridiplantae; Streptophyta; Magnoliopsida; Sapindales; Anacardiaceae
Product: pumilio homolog 5-like
Exons: 8
Coding region: 112-1452 (446 amino acids)
Biological process (GO): post-transcriptional regulation of gene expression
Cellular component (GO): cytoplasm
Molecular function (GO): mRNA binding
Source: RefSeq, a predicted model, not a curated record